CGCAGUGGCAACUGGGACGGUGGCGGAAUGUAUUAAUGUCUGCCUACUCUUAGGAAAGGUGCGUGUCCCCUGUGUCCGCUUCGGUCGCCCGGUUAGGAAUGCGUUUAUCGGAGAUAAAGCUAGCUUGAACAUCAAGGAAGAAACACCAGAACCUGGAUUGGUGACUUGACUUAUCAUUUUGUUUCAUUUUGCGGUAUUAGAAUCUACACGUUCGAGUUUGGAUCAUUUUUGUCGAUGUAUGCUAGCUAGCUAGCUAGCCAAGAUAGCUAAAUUGGUAGCCCAGACUAUUAGCUAGCUAGCUAGCUAGCUAACCUGUUAGCUGAUUUAGUCGCAACAGUCAGAGUAAAUCGACUACUAGUUAGGUAACGGUAACUAUUUUACGGUAACUGGUGGGAAUUGGGGUGACACGCGGGGGUUGGGAGAGAACGACGGAGGCGGCGUGAGCCAGGAGCGGCCGAUGAGUUCAGACCAGGGCGGAGUGCCGCAGCUGCAGGAGGAGGCUGAGCCGGUAUCCAAAAUCCGUGGAGAGGACGAGACGGUACUUGGGACUGGUGGAGAUUCGGGCGGCAUGGUGACCUCUAAGGGUGCCGGUCUGAACCCGAAUGCCAAGGUGUGGCAGGAGAUGCCUACUGUCCCCAUCGAGGCCCCUGCAGAUGGUACAGAGGGCUCCCCCUGGUCCCAGACAAACAUCCCAGAGGGGUAUCCUGACGCCUCCGGAUGUAAAGCGUACACAACAGGGUUUCCAAGCCUGGAGGACGGCAGCUCUUUGGGGGCUGCCGAGGGUACUGCGAAUGGUAUGGAUCCCCCUGACUUAGAGUUCCCCCUCUGUGAGCCGCCAACAGGAAUUGAAGUUGAUUCUAACCUGACAAUGGAGCAGCCUAUUUCUGCUGAGAGUUUACGGGAGUCUCUCAAGAAGGAGCUGGAGUUCUGCUUCUCCAGGGAAAAUCUAUCCAAGGACCUGUACCUCAUGUCACAGAUGGACAGUGACCAGUUUGUCCCCAUCUGGACCAUCGCCAGCAUGGAGGGCAUAAAGGUCCUGACCACCGACAUGGACCUUAUUCUGGAUGUGCUUCGAUCAUCUCCUAUGGUACAAGUGGAUGAGAAAGGGGAGAAAGUUCGGCCCAAUCACAAGCGCUGCAUCAUCAUCCUGAGGGAGGUCCCGGAGUCUACGCCUGUGGAGGAAGUGGAGGCCCUCUUUAAGAACGACAACUGUCCGAAAGUUAUCAGCGUGGAGUUUGCGCACAACAAUAACUGGUACAUUACAUUCCAAUCGGACACAGAUGCUCAACAGGCGUACAGAUAUUUAAGGGAAGAAGUGAAAACAUUUCAGGGAAAACCAAUCAUGGCCAGAAUAAAAGCUAUCAACACGUUCUUUGCGAAGAAUGGCUACCGCAGCCUGGACUGCAGUGUGUACUCACAGCAGACCCAGACCCAGUCCCAGUACAGCUCGCCCCUCUUCAUGCAACACGUCUACAGUCCCCAGCAACAGUACCUGCCCUACAGUAUCAUGCCUCCUACCUGGACACCUUCGCCCACGCCGUACUUCGAGACCCCUCUGGCCCCGUUUCCCAACAGUAGCUUUGUGAAUGGUUUUAGCUCACCUGCACACUAUAAGACUGGCUCCAACUCGCUCAACCUCGGCCGUCCCUUCAGUCGGAACCGUGUCCCUCUCUAUUCCAGAAAGAAUGUAAUAAAUGCCUUCAGGAACCAUGUGAAGCCUCAGUCAAGGGCCAGUGACGGAGCCCCCGCCCCUGUGGCUCCCGUCCCGCUGGUGGAUGGACUUACGGGCCUGCGCAGCCCCCCCCCCAGCAGUGGCCCCGCACUGGGCACAGCUGAGCUCAGUCCCUCCUUCACCCACCUGACCGCGUCCGAGCCCUCCGACGACAACAGCAUGGCCAACCGUGGAAGGCGGAGUACAUACAGAGGGAACCGCAGGAGGAGAGAGGACGAGCGCACCACGCGGCCGAUUUCUCUCCCAGAGGUCAAGGUCCCUCAGCCUAAGUUUGACCUGGCUGCCUCCAACUUCCCCCCUCUGCCAGGCUGCGUGGUGAGCACGCAGGGCGAGCCCGUGCUAGAGAACCGCAUGUCUGACGUGGUGCGGGGCAUCAACAGGGACAAGCAACCACAGCAGCAGCAACAGCAGCAGCAGCAGCAAUCAGAUGCCAGCAAAGACGGAGCCGCAAGUCAUCCCACAGCCCCAGAGGACAGCGUCAGCACCAUCAGGCCCGUCCAGCCUGCAAGCAAAACCACUUCUCACACCUUGGAGUCUACCACAGCCAGCAGCACGAGCCACCAGGAGAAGAAACAGGAGAGGCCUGAGCUCCCUGUUCAGAAAGAGACACCGGCACCCACCGCCUCCGCUGCUGCCGUCGUCGCUGCCUCCGCCCCCGCUCCCUCACACACGCAGGCAGCAGCUGGUUCCAAGCCUCAGCCGAGCACAGCCCCCACCCCAGGAACCCCCCAGGCCAGCCCAGCCCCCUCCAGCACCACCACCACCAACUCCACCCCCGCCAUGGAGCCCCGCAAGUUGAGCUAUGCGGAGGUGUGCCAGCGCCCCAAGGACCCCCCACCCACACCGGCCCCCUCCGCCGCUGCUGCCGCCCCCACCACUCCUCCGGCCUCCCAGCCUCUGCGUGAGCUGCGCGUCAACAAGGCCGAGGAGCCAGCCGGCGGGCCCCACAGCCCCUCGGACAAGCCCGAGCGGCCCCUGGAGCGAGGAGCCGAGUGCAAGGGCCGCGAGGGGCGCCCUCCCCGUGACGGCCAGGGCUAUUACCGCAACAACGGUCCCCCCAGGGCCGGCACAGGUGGCCUCAAGCUCCGGGAGCAGCAGCGGCGCCCCCCCUUUGGCCGACGCAACUCCCCACAAGGAGGGCCCAGACACACGGGCAAAGAGCAGAACAUCCCUCCCAUAUCGCCAAAGUAAAGACUUGCAGAGAAAACAAAAAAUGAAUUCAGUACAAAUGUAUGAAUAUAUA
Alosa alosa (allis shad) is the source of this 2975-nucleotide messenger RNA. It is a transcript of the gene larp4aa, whose product is annotated as la-related protein 4. The record is from RefSeq and is a predicted model, not a curated record. Gene Ontology annotation, biological process: positive regulation of translation. Gene Ontology annotation, molecular function: mRNA 3'-UTR binding. Gene Ontology annotation, cellular component: cytoplasmic stress granule; cytosol. Lineage: Eukaryota; Metazoa; Chordata; Actinopteri; Clupeiformes; Clupeidae.